AUGCAGCGCAUUGUGCGCUUGCGAGGCUCUACAAAGGCAUUGAGCACCUCCGCUGGACAGCAAUUGCCCGCUGCUAUCCCUCCUCGAGCUGGAUUGCGGUUGCGGCAACACCUUGGCGAAAAUCGUCCUCUUGACUUGUGCCCAGUGCAGUUUCCAUCUGCAGGCGCCGCCGGCGCAUCUUGGCGCAGCAUACACUCCACCUCUACUCAAUUCAAUGCUACCGGACCUGGUCCCAGCGAGCACCAGAACCGUGCAGCUGAACAAAGUCCGCCGCCACACUGGUCGCCCAGCAAGUCCAAGGGCAAAGGCGUGCAAACGAAAAGCGCGAGCUCCUCCCGCGUGAAUCAGGGCUCGGUACACUCCGCCGCACCGAAGCACGACGCCGGAACCAAGAGCGCACCUAGCACGAUUUCUACAAACGCUACGGGCCUCUCGUCAAAACAUGAUCCUGGGUCGACCUCACAAAAGAAGCCUUCUGCGCAGGAAGCCUCCCCCAAAGCAGUGACUGAUCAAACCUCUAGUGGCGGCGUGCAGACGGACGAUGGCGCAAGACCUACGUUGUUGCAGCGAGUGCAGAAUCUGUGGCAGACAAUGCGGUUCCUUUUCAAGUUCUACUGGGCCGGUUUGAAGUCUAUCUGGGCGAAUCGCACUAGGGCAAAGGAGAUCCAGGCUCGGGUGGCUGCUAGGCGAGCCGAGGGCAAGCUCGAAGCAAAUGAGCUGGGCAUGAAUUGGGAAGAGAAGCAACUGAUGUGAGUGGAGCGUAGGGGAAACUAUGUAUGCUCAGUAUUUGGAGCUGCGGCUCAGUCGAAGAAUUCCGCUGUGUACUGACGAUGGUCGUUCUCUUUUGCGCUGCAGCCAAGUGCAUCACUCCGACAUGCGCAAGGUUCCUUUGUUUGUUGCUAUCCUUCUCAUUUUAGAAGAGCUGCUGCCAUUGCUCGUGAUUUAUGCGGUGCGUCCUUGCUGGAGAGCUCCGCAGAUCCGAAGCCCAAGCUGACAGCCGAUUGCUUGCCCUCCCCAGCCUGGACUCCUCCCUUCUACUUGCAUUUUGCCAUCUCAGGCUGCGAAGAUUCGAGCGAAAGCGGAGGUCGCUCGCAACACUGCUGUCGCUCACUUGCGAGAGGCUCAAAGCGCUGGCGGUCUGCCACUGCAGCUUAAUGAAGGACCAGACGCCGAAAAGGAAGCACUUAGCCAGCUUCCCGCUCAGGAACUCAAGGACCUGGCUCGUGUCUUUGCGUUGCCGACUUGGGGAACCUCGGCACUUGUGGCACGCAGGCUGCUCAAGCACGCAGAGUACCUGCGUGGGGAUGAUGAGGCGCUGCACGCCAGCCAAGGCAUCAGCUCAUGGCUACCUUCGGGCGACGAUCUGCUUCGCGCAGCAAGUGAACGCGGUUUGAGAGCUAGCGAAGUAGGAUCCAAAGAGCUGAGCGGAGGUGAGUCGUCCUGGCGAUAUCGCUCUGGUGCAGCACGCAACGCGGCUCACUCUCGAGGCUUUGCUUCCCUUCAUCAGCUUUGCGAGCAUACUUGAAGUUGGUCCGGUCGCAGCCUUUCAACCUGCUGAUGCCGUUGAAGCUGUACGACAGGCCAACCCCUGCUGAGCUGCUAGAAAGUCAUGGGAAGAUAUCUGCCGAGUCCGAGAAGGGCGUCUUCGCGCGCACAAGGGACGUCGUGGAGGAGGUUGUACAGGAGGAAAGGAGUAGAGAGACCAGGGAAGAGCGGAGCGAGGCUGAAAGUGAAGCUAAGAGGAAGCGUGAAGAGAAGCAAUGA
Molecule: messenger RNA, 1764 nt
Organism: Ceraceosorus bombacis
Lineage: Eukaryota; Fungi; Basidiomycota; Exobasidiomycetes; Ceraceosorales; Ceraceosoraceae
Source: the annotation of a GenBank genome assembly